AUGGAUUCGACCGCUACAGGAAGGCGCCAAGGGCUCCGGAAGGGCACUCGAAGCUGCUGGGAGUGCAAGAGGCGGAAGACCCGCUGCAUCUUCAGCUCUGGGGCCGCCCACACUGCACCUUGCACUGGCUGCCAACGCCGAGGGCUGGCAUGCGUGAGCCAGGAGGUGCCAGAGGAGACUGCCCGGCCUACUGUGCCGUACCAGCCGCUGAACGACCGGCUGGUGCGCGUGGAGAAACUCCUUGAGGAGAUUGCGGCAAAGCAGGAUUCUGGCGCGACGCCGACCCGACACUCGGAUCCAGGCAAUGUGUUCAACGUAAACUCCGAUGUUGUCUACACGCCCGGCAUCUCUGCAUGUAUGGCUCUCUAUGAAGGUUGUGAUGGUGAGUAUGUUUGCCUGAAUAGGAGGCACUUUGAAAAUAUGCCCAGGCAACCCAGAGAGCAGCCCGAGAAGCUUCAAGCAGUGCUACCAACAACCGAAGACAUGGGCAUCAUUGCCCGCGUCAUUAGCCACGAUGCGCUCUACUAUCAUCUGAUGAUGGCGAUGCCAUACACGCAGGCCAGAUUCCCAACGUCCAACACUCUAAGCUCCCUGGCCACGCUACCAGACCUCACCUCGCACCCAGUUCUCAUCGCAAAGAGGCUGCUCACCAUAGCGACCUUUUUGCAGGGUAUGGGGCCCGGGCAUAGGAACCAAUCCAUGCGUCUGUCCAUGCCGGUCGACGCGAUGAAGACUUGCCUCGUGGAUGUGGCUACGCGUUUGGUCGAAACCAGGGACGACCAGAUCAGAUACAUGGAGCAAGUGGAGUGUAUCCUCCUCGAGGCCGUCUUCCAUGCCAACUGCGGGAACUUGAGGCGUUGCUGGCUGGCUGCCCGCCGACUGAUGGCCAUUGGGCAGCUGCUUGGUAUGAAUCGCCCAGGCCGUCAGCUUGUCCAGUUUUUGGACGCCGAGAACGCUGCUGACCCGCCUUUCAUGUAUUUCCAAAUCACAUACAUGGAACGCGUGCUGUCUUUACUUCUCGGGCAACCCCAAGGCUCCUCAGGCUACGAUACAAUGCUUCUCAGCGACGAGAACCCCGUCCAGCGGAUGGAGUUUCUACACUCGUGGGUGGCCAGCCAGAUACUCACUCGCAACGAGGAGGGUCUCUGCUACGAGGAUUAUUCGGCCACGCAAAAGAUUGACAUCGAGAUGCAAAAGGCCGCUCGCAUGGUCCCUCAAGAUUGGUGGCUUGUACCCGAUCUGUCGGUGAAGUCAAAUCGGGUCAUGGGCUUCUGCCAGCUCACCGCCCACCUCAUGCAUCACUAUCUACUUAUCCAGCUUCACUUGCCGUUCAUCCUCCCGUCGCCCACGGAGGUCAGGCAAGACUACAGCAUCUUCACGUGCGCCCACGCCAGCCGCGAGGUCCUGGCCCGCUUCAUCUCCUUCCACUGCCUCGACGGCGUGACGUUCAACUUCUCCCGCCUCUACUUCUUCGCCCUGAUCGCCAUCGAGGCCGUCCUGCUAGCGCACAUCAACAGCCGGAGCUUUCGAGAUUGGGGUGACAUCCUUGCACACCAGCGGGCAAGCGAUCGUUCCAUUGCAAUGCAGGUGUUGAAGCACGUGGAUAGGGCGAGCGAGAUCUGCCCCGAGGUGAGGUACGAAAAGAGCGCCAACGUCCUCCGCCAGCUCCUGCAGAUCGAGAACGAAGCCUACGAGCAGUGCAGCCUCGAAGGUCCGGAUCCACAGGGCACGCAGCACGGGCUGCGGGUGAGCGUGCCUUUCUUUGGCAUUGUUACCGUGACGCGGCAGGGGGUCAUCAAGUCUCAAGGUCCCUUCAUCACCCCUAUUCAAAGUUAUGAGCCGCAGGCCUUGGGUCUCGAAUCUGGGCGUCAGGGAGACCCUUCUCAGCCCUUUCCAUAUGCCACAGGGAUCGAGACAAAUAAUUCAGCAGCGACCCUGAGCAAUGAUGGUCAUCGGCUUUUUCCCGACUCGGGUCAGACACGAACCGGUCUCGAUAAUUCCGACUUCUUGAUAGAGGAGGACUUUCCGAGUGUAGACACAAACUUUUUUGAUAGCAUAGUGACUGAACCUUAG
This is a messenger RNA of Clonostachys rhizophaga, 2073 nucleotides long. The record is from the annotation of a GenBank genome assembly. NCBI's taxonomy places the organism in Eukaryota, Fungi, Ascomycota, Sordariomycetes, Hypocreales, Bionectriaceae.